Leptopilina heterotoma is the source of this 621-nucleotide messenger RNA. Its product is annotated as KRAB-A domain-containing protein 2-like. The transcript has 2 exons. NCBI's taxonomy places the organism in Eukaryota, Metazoa, Arthropoda, Insecta, Hymenoptera, Figitidae. The record is from RefSeq and is a predicted model, not a curated record. The coding region runs from base 1 to 621 and encodes 206 amino acids.
AUGUCUAACGAUAACGUGAGAGAAAAUUGGCAAAACGAUUUUUUCAGUGCAUUAAAAAAUUCACAAAAUUAUAAAAUAUUACUCGAGGAAGAAUACGACGAGAUACUAAAAGAUAUGCAUGAAGUGAAGUUGAACGGACCCAAAACUAGUCGGCAAUAUAGACGAAUAAAAAGGUACGAUAUAUUAGAAGUUGCUGGUGUAUCAAAAUUAAUUGCCAAGUGCAAUGAUGGGGAAAUAAAAUAUUAUGUUCCUCUCGAAAAAAUGUUCAAUAUUUUGGAAGCAUCACAUAUUGCUACUGGUCAUGGAGGUCGCGACAGAAUGUUGGACGAAACAAACAAAAAAUAUGCCAACAUAACGCGUGACGUUGUGAACACGUUUUUAUCCAAAUGCGAAAUAUGCCAUUUGAAAAAAGUGAAAAGGAAACGCGGUUUAGUUUCAAAACCAAUUCUUCAUUCUGAAAUGAAUAGUCGAUGCCAAGUUGAUUUAAUCGAUUUACAGUCGCAAGCUGAUCAACAAUUUAAAUUUAUCAUGGUUUAUCAAGAUCAUCUCACGAAAUUUGUUCUCCUUCGACCACUAACAUCAAAACGUGCAGAAGAGAUUAAUAAAGCUUUAUUUACAUAG